CAGGGAUGGCAACCCUAGAACACUAAAAGCCCUCGCAAAUAUAUAUUAUUUUAAAUUAAAGCGAAAUAAAGCUCAGAAAUAGAAAUAAAUGACUUUAAAAAUUAUUUUAAGAUGUUUGAGGAAAGUUCUCGGGUUAUUAACGAAGUACUGAUUAAAAUUUUAAAAUGUCGUGUUUUCUACCCUGCACUCCACUCCAGUUCAAAUCACUCCAUUUCCACGGUGCUACGGAACGGAAGGUUUCAGAGCGAUGCACUCAAAGCGUAGAGGAUCUGAGGAUGAGGCUAGAGAGGAAUCCUUGGUACCGAAGAAAAGAAAUGGAAAGAGAUACUUUACACGGGCAUCAGGCAGCAGCAUUGUCAAAUGUGAAAACUGUGGAAUGUGUAGCACAAACACAAACGACGAAGCCAGCUUCAAAUGAUUCCCUCACACGGAUGAAAACCGGUAUGUAUAAGUCAAUAUAAUUUGUUCACUCUUUUCAUUCCAAUGUUAUUCAUGUUGUAAUGAAGUAUACACAGUUCACAAGUUGUAAUUUCAAGUGGCGAUUGACCAAUCUGGAUAAUCUGUUCAAUAUAACAUUCAAUUCGAUGCAUCCGUGAGCUGUGUCUACUUGGGUAAUAAUGUGACAUUAUUCUGUUCAAGCCCGUAUAGCAUUAAUCGUUCAAGCAUAACUUGUGUGCUGGCAUCAAGAGUAUGUUCCUACAGCCGGUUUGUUGGUUGAUAAAUUAAGCUGGUACUUGUCAAGAUACUGUUCUGAUCAAAAUUUCAGUGCACAAGUUAUGGCUGGAUGUGUUGCCAUCCUUUUCACAGCUGGGUAAGCGGUUUGAUGUGUAGCAAGUGCCACUUUUAAUGGAACUUAUCGUGAAAUAGCAUACGCCAGUGGUGCUCCAGAUGGUUUUAUUUACUGCUUCAUUUGAGUGCAGCUGAUAUGUCAUAAAAGAUGUUCUAUCAAUGUGAAAAAGUAUGUAAUCUGUCUGCAAAAGCCUAGAAUAUACAGAGUAAGACACUUAGUAAUUCUUUAACAAGACUUCUCUUUGGUUUCUUUCAUUUAUUAGGUUCUUAUAUGGCUUCUAUAGCACAGAAUAUGCUCUGAUGCCUUGGAUGGUUUUCAAUGCCUGUCUUGCUUUCUGCAUUAAUUUCUUUUGACGCUUUUGCUUAAAGCCUCUUAACUUGUGUUUUUGUUUGCUCUGCUUGGUUUGCUAAUACUCUUCUUUUUAUCUGUUAGCCCUCUUCUGCCAUGCACGCACAGCAGUUAAAUAUUUCUUUUCACUUAAUCUCCCGUUGUUUUUUAUUUCUAGGUACAAAUUGUGGAUUAAUUUGUGUCAAAGUUAAACUGCUGCAGCUGAAGAAGUUUAGCAAUAAAUAGGUGUGUGCUAGGCGCUUUGGUCCCGAUGAUUUGCAUCCUAGUGGGCAGCACAAGUGCAAUGCUGUUCCAAGCAUGAGUGAACAUUACAAGACCUGCACUGAAUUUGAGGCCAGAGGAAACAAUUAUUCCUGCUCUUCUUCUGAAUCUUCUGGUCAAGACAACAUUUCUGUAUUCAAACACAAUUCUGGUGCUGAACAUGCCUGUAAUUGUGGCUUAAUGGAAUCCCACCCAAAUGAAGGAAUGGAUAAUGUUGAUGACAGCGAAAACAACGACAACAAUUCUUUUGACAUGGGAACGGACACAUUGAAUGAUCAUGUCGUUCCAGACCCCAUCCAUUUUGCCCUGCUGAUUAUGAUCAGUUGAAUGUGCCUGGGUCACUUGAGUGCAUGCUCGCAGGUAGACCGUUACAAGUGCUUUCUUGGCGAGUGCAUGCCUCUGAGCGCAUACAUGCAACAUGCAGUUGUAAGUGUGUUCAUGAUCACAACUAUGUACUUUUAUGUACUUGCAAGCAUGCACUCACAAUUGCCAGGAAGAAGCACCAUUUAGAUAGACGCAAAUUGGAUCGCUAGGACACUAAUCUUUGACUGAAGAAAGUGUCGCUGCGAGCACUGCAAGAAGACAACUUUCAAUUUAGAGUGUUCAUGCCAUAGCUGCAGUCUUCCCCUGGUGGCAGAAGGCUUCGCACUUUUGUGUGCCUGUCGCGGCUAAUAAAUUUAUAAGAUGUGUCUGAAACAGCCGUUUAAUUAAUAAAAGAAUGUUAUCAAAAAGAA
Molecule: messenger RNA, 2133 nt
Organism: Thrips palmi
Lineage: Eukaryota; Metazoa; Arthropoda; Insecta; Thysanoptera; Thripidae
Exons: 4
Coding region: 1436-1726 (96 amino acids)
Source: RefSeq, a predicted model, not a curated record